Molecule: messenger RNA, 2015 nt
Organism: Rhododendron vialii
Lineage: Eukaryota; Viridiplantae; Streptophyta; Magnoliopsida; Ericales; Ericaceae
Exons: 18
Coding region: 272-1675 (467 amino acids)
Molecular function (GO): S-adenosylmethionine-dependent methyltransferase activity
Source: RefSeq, a predicted model, not a curated record
UCUUUGUAUCGUAUCGUACGCAUAUCGUAUUGGCACAAACAAACCAAAGUAGAUUGUGGGAGUAACCGGGGCCCAGCAGCAAGACAGCAACUGAGGUCGAGUGAUAAAACGAAAGACAGUUCUGGUGUUAGAUUGUGAAGUCCUGAGAGAGAAAAAAGGCAACAGAAAUUGUGGGAGAUGGAGAUUGAGGAGGACGAACUCCGUCGGCGGAAGCUUGAAGAGGCCCUUGAAGUCAAAUCUCUUAGGCGCAUCCUCAGUGCAUACCUCAAGUAUGUAUAACAUCUAUCCAGAUGCCGCUGAGGAGGAUGUAAAAAGAUAUGAACGAUCUUUUAGAAGGCUUCCACCUGCCCAUAAGGCUCUUCUGUCCCACCUCCCAUCGAAAUUUCAGAGACUUAGAUGGUGUAUUUCAAAAAAUUCUAUUUUCAUAUUUAACAUGCUUCAGGUGUUUGAGCCUCCUCUUGAUAUGAGUCAGGACAUCGAUAGUUGUGAACAACACAAUUUGAAGAAUGUCCAGGACCAUCAUCUUUUCUCUGAUGAAAGAGAAGUGCUCUCUUGUCAGUCUGCCUCAACAAGUGGACAAGUAUCUUUGCUGAAAUCUGAUGAAGUUAGUUGUGGUGAAGGAAGCAAUUUAACAUGCAGAUCACCUGAUUUGGUGAAUGUGAAUCAGUCAAAUGGAUAUGAUGGUGGAAGUUCAGGCUCCCAUUGUAAAGAAGAUGUGGAUAAAAGUGGGGGCAACAAUGUUAAGAAUGUAAGCAACCAAGCAACAAUGUGUUCCAUUUCGGAUUCCAAUGGGAAUUUUCAGGUAUAUUCAUCACCUCCUGAUUGGUUAGAUCCAUCAUUGCAGUUGCACGUUCCCCUAGUUGAUGUGGAUAAGGUUCGAUGCAUUAUCAGGAAUAUUGUAAGGGAUUGGGCAGCUGAGGGGCAGAGGGAACGUGAUCAGUGCUACAAGCCUAUUCUUGAAGAGCUUGAAAUUCAAUUUCCCAAUCGCAGGAAGGAUAGCCCUCCCACCUGUUUAGUUCCUGGUGCUGGACUUGGUAGGCUGGCAUUGGAUAUUUCAUGUUUAGGUUUUAUAAGUCAGGGAAAUGAAUUUUCUUACUACAUGAUGAUUUGCUCAAGUUUUAUUCUUAACCACACUGAGACUGCGGAGCAGUGGACGAUAUAUCCUUGGAUUCACAGCAAUUGCAAUUCACUUUCGGACAGUGACCAGCUUCGUCCAGUUUCAAUUCCUGAUAUUCAUCCAGCUAGUGCAGGGAUCACUGAAGGCUUUUCUAUGUGUGGUGGUGACUUUGUUGAAGUCUACAGCGAUCCAAGCCAAGUAGGAGUUUGGGAUGCAGUGGUUACGUGUUUCUUCCUUGAUACAGCACAUAACAUCGUUGAAUACAUUGAAAUCAUUUCAAGAAUUCUCAAAGCGGGGGGAGUCUGGAUAAACUUGGGGCCUCUACUUUAUCACUUUGCGGAUGUGUAUAGUCAAGAGGAUGAGAUGUCUAUUGAGCUAAGUUUGGAAGAUGUAAAAAGGGUUGCUUUCCAAUAUGGGUUUCAGUUAGAGAAAGAGAGGACCAUUGAGACGACCUAUACUACAAACCCGCUCUCAAUGAUGCAAAACCGAUAUUACGCAGCAUUUUGGACAAUGAGAAAGAAACCAAUGGCAACGGUGAAGCAGCAAGGGACAUCAUGAAUUCUCACAUUCCAUUGCACAAUCAAACUACAGCAUUUUUCAGGAUCAUUGUCCUAAAAGGAACUUGAUAGGAAUAUUGAAAGUUAAUCAUUGUUUCCUUAAAGUUAUCGAUAUCAUUUAUCGUUUCCCCACACCUUGAGGUGGUUUGAACAUUUAUCAACUAGGAUAUCAAGUGAAUCCGUUAAACACGUGCUCUUUAGAUUGCAAUCUGUUGAAGGUGAAUGAUAGAUAAGUACUCACAUACAUCUACAUAUGUGCUAUGUAACUUCUUUUAAGGAUUUGGUGUUGAGGCCAUUGCAUUGGAUGUUAUCUGCAUCCUAUUACCGGAUAUUAUCACCAU